This is a messenger RNA of Aspergillus viridinutans, 390 nucleotides long. RefSeq lists its product as uncharacterized. The record is from RefSeq and is a predicted model, not a curated record. Lineage: Eukaryota; Fungi; Ascomycota; Eurotiomycetes; Eurotiales; Aspergillaceae. The coding region runs from base 1 to 390 and encodes 129 amino acids. The transcript has a single exon.
AUGUAUUGUGGCGGCAAAGGGGACACUGGCAACUCCAUUGCACCUGUGCUACUGGACGCCGAUGAUAUCAUUAACGAUCCAGAAAUUGUCUGCCGACUUGCUAAGCUCCUGGGGCUAGAUGAGUCGAGUGUCCAAUACUCUUGGACUCCGAGGACAGAUAAAGACGCCUUCUAUCUGAAGAAGGCAUUCAUGCAAACGCUGAACGCUUCCAGUGGGGUUCAGAAGGAUAAAACAUCAGCGAGUUUGGACAUUGAGGAUGAGAUUAGGAAGUGGAAGGGAGAAUUUGGGGAGAGCCUUGGACAGUUGAUUGAGAACUGUGUGAGUGCAGCGAUGCCUGAUUAUGAGUAUCUCAGGUCCAAAAGGUUUCAGUCUGGCUGCGUUCUUUUCUAG